Molecule: messenger RNA, 6030 nt
Organism: Hippopotamus amphibius kiboko
Lineage: Eukaryota; Metazoa; Chordata; Mammalia; Artiodactyla; Hippopotamidae
Gene: RAPGEF3
Product: Rap guanine nucleotide exchange factor 3
Exons: 28
Coding region: 579-3350 (923 amino acids)
Biological process (GO): Ras protein signal transduction; positive regulation of GTPase activity
Cellular component (GO): plasma membrane
Molecular function (GO): guanyl-nucleotide exchange factor activity
Source: RefSeq, a predicted model, not a curated record
GCGCACAGCCCGUACCCCGACACCCCCGCCGCCGCGUCCCGGGCACACUCUCCAGGGCCGCUCCCGCCCGGGCGGGACGGGUAGGGGGUUCUGGAGGUCCCGGCUCCAGCCCGCUCAGCUUACCCGCACUCCGGACUCCGCCCCCUGCCCGUGCCCGCCCCCUUUCCUGCUGUAGCGCCGCGCGCGUGCUCCCCGCCCCCUCUGUCCGUCCCGGCAGGGGAAGGGGGCGGGCCGCGCGGGGGGUGUGACAGCUCCCGCCCGGACCCGUGCCAGCUUCAGCCUCGCUUCAGCGCCCGGUGCCAGCUGGCUCUUUCGUCUGGGACGGAGGGGAGGCUCGGGGCUCCUUGUCGCUGGGGGUGGGGGGACGCCUCCCCCCCACACACCCCAGCUCUCCCUCCACCCAAGAGGAGCCUCUCCACCCAGCUCGGGCUGCCCUGGCAGCGGGUCCAGCUAGGAACUGGCCUGCUCACUUCGCCUGGGACUUACAGCCCAGGGCACGCAGGGGCUCGUUGGGGGGGCUCCCGCCACCCCCAGCCUUUUGCUAGAGCCUGCACGGCUGUGCGAGCUUGAGGAGGAACAUGAAGGUGAGCUGGCCAGGUGAGAGCCGCUGGCAGGUGGGCCUGGCUUUGGAGGACAGCUCAGUUCUGGGAGCACCACCGGUGGGAGGCCUCCCGGACGUGGUGCCGGAGGGGACGCUGCUCAACAUGGUGCUGAGGAGGAUGUACCGGUCCCGAAGCUGCUCCUACCAGCUGCUGCUCGAGCACCAGCGCCCCAGCUGCAUCCAGGGUCUUCGCUGGACGCCACUCACCAACAGCGAGGAGUCCCUGGAUUUCAGCGUGAGCCUCGAGCAGGCCUCCACGGAGCGGGUGCUCAGGGCCGGGAAGCAGCUGCAUCGACAUCUCCUAGCCACCUGCCCCAACCUCAUCCGAGACCGAAAGUACCACCUCAGGCUCCACCGGCAGUGCUGCUCUGGCCGAGAGCUGGUGGACGCGAUCUUGGCCCUGGGGCUGGGGGUCCAUUCCCGGAGCCAAGCCGUGGGUAUCUGCCAGGUGCUGCUGGAUGAAGGGGCCCUCUGUCAUGUGAAACACGACUGGGCCUUCCAGGACCGAGAUACCCAAUUCUACCGUUUCCCUGGGCCGGAGCCAGAGCCUGUGGGCAUCCACGAGCUGGAGGAGGAGUUGGUUGAGGCUCUGGCCCUGCUCUCCCAGCGGGGGCCUGAUGCCCUGCUCACGGUGGCACUUCGAAAGCCCCCCGGUCAGCGCACAGAUGAGGAGCUGGACCUCAUCUUUGAGGAGCUGCUGCAUAUCAAGGCCGUGGCCCACCUCUCCAACUCGGUGAAGCGGGAAUUAGCGGCAGUUCUGCUCUUUGAACCACACAGCAAGGCAGGGACCGUGUUGUUCAGCCAAGGGGACAAGGGCACCUCGUGGUACAUUAUCUGGAAGGGAUCUGUCAACGUGGUGACCCACGGCAAGGGCCUGGUGACCACACUGCACGAGGGAGACGACUUUGGGCAGCUGGCUCUGGUGAACGACGCACCCCGGGCAGCCACCAUCAUCCUGCGAGAAGACAACUGUCAUUUUCUUCGCGUGGACAAGCAGGACUUCAACCGGAUCAUCAAGGAUGUGGAAGCAAAGACCAUGAGGCUGGAAGAACAUGGCAAAGUGGUGUUAGUGCUGGAGAGAACCUCUCAGGGAGCUGGCCCUUCUCGUCCCCCAACCCCAGGCAGGAACCGGUAUACAGUGAUGUCUGGAACCCCAGAGAAGAUCCUAGAACUUCUGUUGGAGGCCAUGCGGCCUGAUUCUAGUGCUCAUGACCCAACAGAGACCUUCCUCAGCGACUUCCUUCUGACCCACAGUGUCUUCAUGCCCACCGCCCAGCUCUGUGCUGCCCUCCUGCACCACUUCCACGUGGAGCCCGCGGGAGGCAGCGAGCAGGAGUGCAGCACCUACGUCUGCAACAAGAGACAGCAGAUCCUGCGGCUGGUCAGCCAGUGGGUGGCCUUGUAUGGCCCCAUGCUCCACGCUGACCCGGUGGCCACCAGCUUCCUCCAGAAACUGUCGGACCUGGUGAGCAGGGACGCCCGGCUGAGCAACCUGCUGCGGGACCAGUGGCCAGAGAGGCGGCGACACCACAGGUUGGAAAAUGGCUGUGGGAAUGCAUCUCCUCAGAUGAAGGCCCGGAACAUGCCUGUUUGGCUCCCCAGCCAGGACGAGCCUCUCCCCAGCAGCAACUGUGCCAUCCGAGUUGGGGACAAAGUCCCCUAUUACAUCUGCCGGCCGGACCACUCGGUGCUGACCCUGCAGCUGCCUGUGACGGCCUCGGUGAGAGAGGUGAUGGCGGCGUUGGCCCAGGAGGACGGCUGGACUAAGGGGCAGGUGCUCGUGAAGGUCAACUCUGCAGGCGAUGCCAUUGGCCUGCAGCCAGAAGCCCGUGGUGUGGCCACAUCCCUGGGGCUCAAUGAGCGGCUCUUUGUUGUCAACCCGCAGGAAGUGCAUGAGCUGACCCCACACCCGGACCAGCUGGGGCCCACUGUGGGCUCUGCCGAGGGGCUGGACCUGGUGAGUACCAAGGACCUGGCGGGCCAGCUGACGGACCACGACUGGAGCCUCUUCAACAGCAUCCACCAGGUGGAGCUGAUCCACUACGUGCUAGGCCCCCAGCACCUGCGGGACGUCACCACCGCCAACCUGGAGCGCUUCAUGCGCCGCUUCAACGAGCUGCAGUACUGGGUGGCCACGGAGCUGUGCCUCUGCCCUGCGCCCGGCCUGCGGGCCCAGCUUCUCAGGAAGUUCAUCAAGCUGGCGGCCCACCUCAAGGAACAAAAGAAUCUCAAUUCCUUCUUUGCCGUCAUGUUCGGCCUCAGCAACUCGGCCAUCAGUCGCCUGGCCCAUACCUGGGAGCGGCUACCCCACAAAGUCCGGAAGCUCCACGCGGCCCUCGAGAGGCUGCUGGACCCCUCCUGGAACCACCGAGUGUACCGUCUGGCCCUCACCAAGCUCUCCCCUCCUCUCAUCCCUUUCAUGCCCCUUCUUCUCAAAGACAUGACCUUCAUCCAUGAGGGGAAUCACACGCUGGUAGAGAAUCUCAUCAACUUUGAGAAGAUGAGAAUGAUGGCCAGGGCUGCGAGGAUGCUGCACCACUGCCGAAGCCACAGCAAUGUGCCUCUGUCACCACUUAGAAGCCGAGUCUCCCACCUGCACGAGGACAGCCAGGCGGCCAGGAUUUCCACGUGCUCGGAGCAGUCCCUGAGCACCCGGAGUCCAGCCGGCACCUGGGCUUACGUCCAGCAGCUGAAGGUCAUCGACAACCAGCGGGAACUGUCCCGCCUCUCCCGGGAGCUGGAGCCGUGAGGGGGGCUGGGCUGGAGCAGGCGCGCCGGGCCAGGAGGCCCACGGGCCGGCCGCGCCGGGCAGGGCUCUCCGCGGACUUGAACCUGAGGCCCUGGAGCGGGCGGCGUGGAGGCAGCCGUCCCCCGUGAUGACGGGUGGCCAAGGAGGACCUCGGAAUGGACUGAGCCGGGGCCCGAGGCCAAGGAAUGGGGGACAGAGAGGCCCUGGAGUGGGUGGGAGAGCGGAGCACGCGCUCUCUGUGUUCAACAGAGAGCUCUCCACACCAGGCUUUUUCCAGAUUCCCUGCCUCAUGGCUUUGUUGUCCGGCCAUCUCCAGGCCCCUGGGGAGUGUUUUGCAGUGGACUGAGCAUCUGCAUGUGUGUGGCAGGGCCAGGCCUGCUGCCGGGGGAGGCGGGGAGGCGGGGAGGGGUGGCAGCCGUGCUGCUUUUCUUUCCACAGCCUGUGCGAUAAACAGCUGGGUGUGGUCACGGCUGUCUGUCCGGGAGUGGUGGUCCCUGAGGAGCCUAUUGUUACUCUACGUGGACAGAGAGGCUGUGUUCUCUGGCCAGUCCUGGGGGUGUGGCAGGGAAGGCCGAGCCCUGCCCCCUGCCCGGGAGGGUCUCUGGGACCCUGCAGGGCUCCAGGGCUGGCCGCGCCCAGACCGCAUCCCCCCGGGCACAGGAGCUGCAGGAGCCUGGAGCCCUGUGCGGGGCUGGCCCGCGUGGCCCUCAGCUGCCCACAGUGGUCUGAGCGGUCACUCCUCCCCCCCUCCACACUCCACGUCCUGCCCCUCUGCCUGCAGCCUGCUGGGUGGUGCUCUGAGAGGUGGCAGUGACGGAGAGGCCAAGGCAGAGGCUUCUGAGGGGAGCCCAUUCCCUGCUGAGGCCUAAGAGCAUCCAGGAGUCAGGUUUCCUGUCAGUGAUGAGAGUGGUCCCAGCUCUGAGUCUUCUCUCCCCUGCCUUUCCAGAACAUCCCCUGGGAACCAGCUACCUUGAGGACCCCCCUGCCCGGGGACCUCAUGGGAGGAAGCUCCACGUGGGGCCGCCCUGCUCUCUGCUCCUUGCUCCCUGUGGCUGUGAGCCUGGCAGGGGGAGGUGCGCUGUCAGACCCUGAGAGGGGCCUCUCGGCCUCGGGGAUGACCUGGAGUCGGUUCCGAGCAGCAGAGCCCUGGGGCAUGUGGAGGAAGUGGGCCCAUACCUGGGAGGAGGAGGUGGCUGGUACAUCUGCCAGGGCUCAGGCUGGACACACCCUCGCCUCCCCUCACCCCUGCACUGCCAGACCUCUCAUCCCUGUGCUCAUGGACACACACUGCUUCCAGAAAGGGUCAGAGCCCUUGGCAGGAGGCAGCCCAACUGGCAUUAUACCUCAGGUUCCUAAAUGAAUCCGAGCAAAUCAAUGAACAGUUCUCUGCCUCCAUUUCUCCAUCUGUAAGAUGGGUGUGAUGAUCUCAAGUCAGCUCUUAGUGGCAAACAAGUAAACUGCAGCUCUGCCUCUGUAGCCGAGGUGACAGCUGAGGGCCAUCCCAUGUCCUUUGGCUGUUGGGGCAACAUCGCCUCCGAGGAAGUGGGGGAGUCCACUCCCCCAGGGGGCAGACAACAAGGUAACCAAGCCAGUGCCCUUGCCCAUGGGUGGAGAUGGAGGACUCUGAGGCACAGAAGCUUCCAGAGCUGAGCAGUCAUGACAGGAGGUGCAGGCCUGGUGAGUCAGGACUCCCAGGGCCUUUCUUCUUCCUAAACCCAUUGUCUGUCAAAGUUUUGGCAAAGGCCACACCGGCCAGCUGGGCGCCCUUCUCCAUCCUUUCAGACCCACUUUGAGACCAGCCCUGUGGUGAGGAGUGGAAGCCAAGCGUGGAGGGGCUGGUGUCCUCCAUUAGCAUGUCUAUUUUUUUCCCUGUGGUCACACCCGUGUCCCCAGGGAGCUUUGGUGGUGCAGGAAUCUUCCUUCCGCCUUGACUGCACAGCCACCUCCAGCUGCCUUAGUCUCUGGGGCCGGACACCUUUUGAGCCUGUUGGGAGAGGCCUUGUCAGGAGAACAGUGCCAGGGCAGGCAUGGGAACACCGACUGGGAGCCGGAGACCCCAGUGAUGGGCUGGGCCACUGCAGGGGGAAAGGCUCCAGGUUCAUGGUGGCCUCCUUCUCUGAGGACUGUGUCACCUUCUGUCUCCCUGACUGCCCAGGCAUGGGGUGGAGGGAUGGCAUCCCUCGUGUGCCCUCACAGCCGAGGCCAUGCGCAGGGGGCCCCCAGUGUGUGGCCCAGCGUCUGGAGAGCUGUGAUGGGAGGGGGAAGUCACGGAACUGCUGAAAGAAGGAAGUGUGAGGUCGGGCCUUUAAAAAAUCUUUUACCUAAAAGGGGGUAAAGCAGAGAGGGAGAGUGUCUGUGUCCUAUGGGGAGAAAGAGCAGAAGCGUUAAUUCCUAACAUUGCUCUUUCGGCUGCUUAUCCUUAGUUUCCCUGCGAAGCCCUGGGGCAGGCUGGGGACCAGGCCAGGACUGUAACUGGGGGGUGCACACCAGGGAGGGUCCUCCUCCGGCAGGCUGAGCAGGACCUGGUGAAGGGGUAGGGCAGCCUGGGGAGCCCCGACCCUCCGGCUGCUCCCACUUCUCUCCUGGGAGCCAGCCCUCCUCUCUCUCCCCAAGCCCCCUCCAAGCCGGACAGACCUGGAGCUGGCGACCCAGCACCCUCCCCGCCAAUGUGUGCAGCAGG